UGGUAGACGUGUCCUACUUCCCCUUCGACAACCAGCAGUGCAACCUCACCUUCGGCUCCUGGACCUACAAUGGCAACCAGGUGGACAUCACCAUGGGGAUGAGCAGCGGGGACCUGUCGGACUUCGUGGAGAACGUGGAGUGGGAGUGCCACGGCAUGCCGGCCACCAAGAACGUCAUCAUGUACGGCUGCUGCUCGGACCCGUACCCGGACAUCACCUACACCGUGCUGCUCAAACGCCGCUCCUCCUUCUACAUCUUCAACCUGCUCAUCCCGUGCGUGAUGAUCUCCUUCCUGGCCCCGCUGGGCUUCUACCUGCCGGCCGACUCCGGGGAGAAGGUGUCCCUGGGCGUGACGGUGCUGCUGGCCCUCACCGUCUUCCAGCUCAUGGUGGCUGAGAGCAUGCCGCCCUCUGAGAGUGUGCCUCUCAUAGGGAAGUACUACAUAGCCACAAUGACCAUGAUCACAGCCUCCACCGCCCUGACCAUCUUCAUCAUGAACAUCCACUUCUGCGGCGCCGAGGCCAAGCCCGUCCCUCAGUGGGCCAAAGUGCUCAUCAUCGACUACAUGUCCAAGAUCUUCUUUGUGUACGAGGUGGGCGAGAACUGCACCUCGGCCCAGACCGAGCGCAGCCCGCUCCACGCCGACGAGCCCCACACCAACGGGGACGUGAAGAAGCACCGUCGCCCCGACGACGGGCACCGGCCCCGUCACCACGGCAACGGCGAGACGCUGCCCCGCGGGCUCUCCCAGGACCGCGAGAAGAAGGACGAGGGCUGCUGCGGCGAGAAGGCGGCGGCGGCGUACGCGUGCUCCUGCGGCCACCACGACAAGCUCCUGAGGAACGUGGAGUACAUCGCCACCUGCUUCCGCGAGCAGAGGGCCACCUGCGCCAAGGGCGCCGAGUGGAAGAAGGUGGCCAAGGUCAUGGACCGCUUCUUCAUGUGGAUCUUCUUCAUCAUGGUCUUCCUCAUGAGCGUACUGGUCAUUGGCAAAGCCCCCUGACACUCAAUGCCUGAUAAUUUCCUUUGGUUUAUUUAUUUUUAUUUUUUUUAAACAUGUUCUGUCAGCCCUUACUUGUUGGCUAAAAAAAUCAACUUCAAAUAUGUGGAUGAAUAUUUUUUUUUCCUGGCUUAAAUGAUUAAAAUUGGCUGUGUUAUGGAACAUGAAUUUACUUUGAUCUCAAUAAUAUCAACGCUAGCAGUGUUUGUAAAACUGUGGUCGUUCAGUUACAUUGAAGAGUCAGUUGUCUGCCCUCCGUCUUAUACAGUAUAUGUACGUGACAAUAUUAAUAAUCAGAAAACAUUUAAGUUUAAGUUUAAGUCCUGUGACUUUACUGUAUACCAGUUUUAAAUUAUUUAUCUCCAGUUUUUGUUUUGUUGUUUACUGCUCAACAUAGUUAUUUUGCUUGUUAGUAAACAGCCUUUAACAGACUGUGCUGUUCGUUACAGUUCUUAGUGAUUAUAUGCAAGCUGGUAAACCGAUCUUUAAUUUCCUAUCACCGAUGCUGCUGGAGCGUUGUCCAUGGAGGAGAACACAGCCAUGCUGUAUCUGGUUGACCUGCUGGAAACCAGAUGCUAAUGCUGAACCACAAUGGCUCCUCCCAGGGUUCAGCGCUCAGAAUAUUUUCUGUUCCGAAACAAUGUGGUUAAUUGUUAAUGACCAGCUUUGCUUUCAAACGUGGUGCAAGAUGUAAGACAAUCCACACACACUGCGAAUGCGCAUCAAUAAUGUAUUUCAAUGCAUUUGGCCUUAUGGUGCAUGACAAAGGCAGAGAAACCGUCAUCUCGGAGGGGCGGGGCUUUUAAACUCAGAAAACGAAAGGCCCUGAUAUGGGCUGUACUCUAAAAGAAAAAAGAAAAAAGUUGGCCAUUGUGGAACUUAAAAGCGUGAUUGAGAAACCAAUAUACAUUAAUAAAAUAUCCAGUGCCACUUGAACUCUAACAGUGAUAAUUCAACUCUUAACAGAUAGCAUUUGGUCCCACUCUGCAAUGUGAGACUAAAUGUUAUCCGUUAAGAGUUGAAUUAUCACUGUUAGAGUUAAAUUAACACUGGACACUAUGUAUGCUGCGCACUUUGAUUGGCACAAGUUGAAUGAGCAAGCCCAAUUUUUAGGGGAAGACAGACAGGGUUUUCAGGAAUCCUUGUAAUUCACAUUAUCAAGUAGUCUACCCACCUCAUUCCCAUUUGUUAUAGUUGCAGUUAGCAGAUUACCUCUGUGUACUUCAACUCCCCAGAGACGCUGUUCUUAUAGAUGGUUAUAGAAGGUCUUAUGGACUCACUGCCCUGAAAGGGUUAUGCUCUACAUCGCUUUAUCCAGUCUGCUUCAGGAAAUAUCCCACCUCGUAAAUGGAAGAUGUACAGAAUACAGAGGGCAUAAUGGACAUCUGCUAACACAAUCAAUAAUGUAACAUCAACGCUUAACUCUUUUCUGAGGUGACUGAGCCAAAACAAAAGGACU
This is a messenger RNA of Anguilla rostrata (American eel), 2460 nucleotides long. Its product is annotated as neuronal acetylcholine receptor subunit alpha-9-II-like. Gene Ontology annotation, biological process: nervous system process; signal transduction; regulation of membrane potential. NCBI's taxonomy places the organism in Eukaryota, Metazoa, Chordata, Actinopteri, Anguilliformes, Anguillidae. The transcript is spliced from 2 exons. Gene Ontology annotation, molecular function: acetylcholine-gated monoatomic cation-selective channel activity; transmembrane signaling receptor activity. The coding region runs from base 93 to 1004 and encodes 303 amino acids. Gene Ontology annotation, cellular component: plasma membrane; neuron projection; synapse. The record is from RefSeq and is a predicted model, not a curated record.